Trichomonas vaginalis G3 is the source of this 306-nucleotide messenger RNA. RefSeq lists its product as uncharacterized. NCBI's taxonomy places the organism in Eukaryota, Parabasalia, Trichomonadida, Trichomonadidae. The transcript has a single exon. The record is from RefSeq and is a predicted model, not a curated record. Bases 1 to 306 code for a protein of 101 amino acids.
AUGUUACGCCUCUACAUUCAAUGCGUUAUUUUGACUCUCAAUAGCGACGACCUCAGCUAUAGUGCCCAUUUAAAGGCUCAGUUAUCAGAGAAUGCACUUUCUAUAAGUUCUUGUGAAAGGGUGGUCUUCCCUUCCUUUACUCCAUUACCUUUAACCCUUAACCUCAAACAACUCUUACUCAUCUCUAUUGCUCACUUAAGGCCCGCUAAUGCCAUUUCGGUCCUUCAACAUAAACUAGAUCCAUGCGAACAAACUCUCACACUACACCUCUCAAUUGAUCAUCUCCUUACUGAAAAGUCAGUCUAA